AUGUUAAAAGGUGAGGAAGCAAAGAUAAAAUUAAUAUUUUUUUUCUUAGGUUUACUGUUAAGUUUGCCUUCAAAUGUACUAAUAAACGUGUCUUUUUUGAUUAAUAAUAUAUACAAUGAAGAAGUUUCAAUAAGCAUAUUAGGUUUUUUAUCGGGAUGUAUGAUCAUUUCAUCACUGAUUCAAUUAACCUUUGAAUUUACUUCAUUUAAAUCAAUAAUAAUUUGCAAUUUUCUGAAUACUCUGAAUUUGCUUAUUUUAUUAAUAUUAAUAUGUUUAUGUAGAGCAUCAAAAAAUUACAUAUUUUUUAUUUCUUCUUCUAUUGGAUUCUUUAUUGGAUUCCUAUAUUCUGCAAGCACAAAGUACUCUUUAUUAUUUGAUAUGAGAGUCAAUGGGUAUCUGGUCAGUGGUAUAAGUUUCUGUGCAUUAUUUUUUUUUAUAAUUAAUUUAUUGACGUCUUAUUUUACUAUUGAAGAUAACAAUAUAAGAUCAUAUUAUAACACAAUAAUCUUAUCAAUUGGUACAGUUGUUAUAUUAAAACUUUUAAUCAUUGUGUCUAUUAUAUACAUGCAUAUGAGAUCACCAUAUUUCUUAGAGCAAAAAGAAAAGAUUGAAUCAAAAAAAAAUAUAGAAAGACAUAUUGAUAAUAAAUUAAAUGUACCUAGUGAAAUAGAAAAUGGAGAAAUUAAUUUCUCAAAAGAUAAGAUAACAAGUGAUAAAGUUUCUAAUAUGAAUGAUGAAGAAUCAAGAUAUACUGUUAAAGAUAACAUUUCUAAAAUAAAUAUAAAUGAAAAAGAAUGCAAAAUUUCCAAGAAAAUGUUUAAUUGUAAUAAUAUAAUUGAUGGUGCUGUUUUAAUUAAAUAUUAUUAUUCAUGUUUAAUACCAAUAUCUUUUAAUAUUUUCAUAACCUUCAUAAUAUAUCCUCAUAUAAUACCAAACAAGUUAAACAAAGGGGUCUAUUAUAAAUACUUAUUUAUGUUUUUAUAUCAGUGUAGCGAUCUUAUUUUCAGUCUUUUAUUAACUGUGUACUUAAAUUUUCUUUCCUUUUUUAAACAACAAUAUGUGUUAAUUUUAUGUAUAUGCAGAAUACUGCUAUUAUUAUUGGCUUAUAAAAUAAAAAAUGUGCAAGAAAACUCUUUCUUAUACUCCAAUGGAUUUAUAUCAUUUGUUAUUUUAUUAGUAGGAUCAACAAAUGGAUCUUUAAUAAAUAUAAGCUAUGCAAGAAUUUGUGAUUGUUUUAAAGAUACUCAUGAAAAAGAAAGGAAUAUUGCUGUUUCAUCCUCUUUUUGUGCACUUACUUUUCUAGUCAGUUUUGCAUUAGCACCUUGGUUUUGUAGCAUAAUAAUAGAUUCCUAA
Molecule: messenger RNA, 1353 nt
Organism: Plasmodium relictum
Lineage: Eukaryota; Apicomplexa; Aconoidasida; Haemosporida; Plasmodiidae
Gene: NT4
Product: nucleoside transporter 4, putative
Exons: 2
Coding region: 1-1353 (450 amino acids)
Source: RefSeq, a predicted model, not a curated record